Molecule: messenger RNA, 1428 nt
Organism: Rosa chinensis
Lineage: Eukaryota; Viridiplantae; Streptophyta; Magnoliopsida; Rosales; Rosaceae
Exons: 2
Coding region: 1-1428 (475 amino acids)
Source: RefSeq, a predicted model, not a curated record
AUGAUUUUUAGGAAUUUGGUUCGUUACAAUUCUGAUUUCGUUGAAGUGUUUGUGACUGAUUUACCUUCUAUUAGUGAAAGCGUGGUGAGUAAUACAGUGUGUGAGGAUUCUAGUACCAUGCUUGAGGAGAAUGAUUAUUUGGGGUGUUAUAGGGCAGAGGCACCGAAGAGUUAUAUGACGAAAGGUUGGGAGAGUUAUAUUUAUUCUGAAGGCCAAAAGUUUGAGGGUGGGGUUGUUGAGUUUAGAGAUAAGCUGCGUAAGUAUGCCAUAGAAAUUGGUUUUUCAUAUGAGUUUGUUAGAAAUGACAAGGUUCGUGUUAUUGCUCAGUGUUCUAAGAAACAUUCUCAGGGCUGCAAUUGGCUUGUGAAGGCUUAUUUAUGCAGGGUUAAUGGUUUCUUUAUGAUUAAAAGGUUGGUUAAUGUUCACACUUGUCAUGGUGUGAUUCGUUUACAGAAGAGUAAGAUGAUGGGAUCCAAGGUUGUCAAGUCUAUUGUGCUUGAUAAGAUUCGUGCGAAUCCAAACAAAAAGCCAAUUGAUAUAGCUGAUGAGAUCAAGAGUGAUUAUGGUUUGGAUGUUCCUUAUCGUACAGUUUGGUAUGGUACGGAGUUGGCAAAAACAGCCCUGCAUGGUGAUGAAGCUGAGUCUUAUGCUCAGCUACUUUGGUUCAGUGAGUCUGUUAUGAAGUCAAACCCCGACUCUAGGAUAGUGGUUGAGUUUCAUCGAGAAACACACAGGUUUCAGCGUAUGUUUGUGACCUAUGGUGCAUGGAUGAAGGGUUUCCCAUUUUGUAGACCUAUUCUUUUCAUUGAUGCUACAUUCAUUACCAACAAGUACAAGGGGCAGAUUAUUGCUGCAUCGGCAAAGGAUGCCAAUCAAGGCUUGUAUCCAGUUGCUUAUGCUAUUGUCGAUUCUGAAAAUGAGAGUAAUUGGAGAUUUUUUCUUGAGGUUUUGGCUGAAGAGUUUGCAAAACACCCUAUGAGGAGGGUGACGUUCAUUUCUGAUCGUCAUGUUGGGCUUGUUAGUGCUUUCCCUAGGGUGUUUCCCAAUAAUCCACAUGGGUUUUGUUUUAGACAUUUGAUGGCUAACCUUUCUGACAAAUUUCCAGCUGGUUCUUACCUUAAGAAUCGGAUUCCUUACUUGUUUAUGUGUUGUGCUUAUUCUCGCACACCAGAGAUGUAUGAGUUCAACAUGGAAAUCUUGAGGAGUGAAGGUGGCAACAUAGUUGCUCAAUUUCUGGAGGAUCUUCCCAAGGAGAACUGGUGUAUGGCUUACAUUAACGGCGAAAGAUUUGGUGAAAUGACAAAUAACUUGGCUGAGUCUUUCAAUAAUUGGGUGUUGCCUUUGAAGAGUCUUCCUAUUCUUGAUAUUAAUGAUGGGAUUAGAGUGAAGUCCAUGGCUUCAAUUGCUGCUCGGAAGCAGGAUGCUUAA